AACAUGUUCAAAUAGCUGCUCGCUCUUAUUGUACGGCCUCAAGCUGCAGGAAGUUAGAACAGCAUUAAAAUUCCACCAGAGCUGUCCCGUGCUCUGGUGUCAAUGACAGACGUAGAGAAGAGAAAUCAGAAAUUAUAAAAACAAUACAAGCUGCACCUUUACAGAGUCGAUGUCUUCUAUAUCUACCCUGUAGAUCCGGAUUUGUGUCCAAAUGUCUAACAGCAUCACAAAUUCGCUUCUAGGGGAGUAUAUAGUGGAUUUACACACGACGGAUUCACCAUUGCUACCUGGACGACCUGCAAGCUGCUGCUUCCUGUUCGAAUAUGCUUGCAAAAUCAAAGUGAAACUCUAAAAAUCAUUAGGCCUCUUUCCAUUGUUAGCUUUGACAACAGAGUAAGAACAUUUUUGGGCUAAAUAUACUUUGCUUUUGACGGAGAAUUUGGAAUAAUUUGGAAUUUUAGAUAACUAAAAUAUACAGCAGCUGAUUUGGUUCUGUUUACUUAAUGUUUAAAAGUAUGACGAAGGGAUAAUUUGCUAUUCUGUCAUUUAUUUAUUUAUUUAUUUAUUUAUUUAUUUAUUUAUUUUAGGCACCAGCAACCCUCCCGACCCCAUUAGGGACUAGGGUGAACAGAAAAUGGAUGGAUAUUUAUUUAUUUAUUAUUAUUUAUAUUUUAGAAGCAAAUGAUUUUAUAUGGGCUAAAGGUGUAUAUGUGUGUCCACUCAGCGUCCUCACUUUUAAUCGGCAGUAUGUUGUGUACACAUAUUUUACUUUAAUAAAUAGCCAUUGUGAUUAAACAUGAGCUAUGCUUCAUUUCUAUUUAUUGUGUGUGUUUGGUGGGGUGUUGUACUUGGCUGAUAUGGGAGGCUGUUGACACCGGAGGGGAGAAAACUAAACCUUGACGGUCUCUGGAUUGUAUAAAGCUCAGAAAAACACGUGGAGGUUUGGAGUCAUUGGAGCUAAUUCCAAUAUUUUUCAUGCAAGGUAUAUAUAUAUAAAACUGACUGAAUCAGUAAGUGAGGUUUGGCUGAUUGUUGGCUGGGUGCCUGGUGGAACCGCGUUUUAAAAGAAUGACACCGAUGCUGAACUCUCGUUCCUCAUGCAAAGGUUUUCUGGUGAUUUAGGAGGCCGCUGAACCUGAAUUACUUGAUGAAUUUUCUAUCGAUCCUAAACACGCCAGAUUAAUCUCUGACGCUGCUACUGGGUGGCGGUGCAGGAGCCGGCCAGGCCACUCUCCCACUCCCCGGUAUUAGCGGAGUAUGAGAAGAAGAAGGGGGAAGAAAGUUGGCAAACAGCCUCUGCACACACCCUGUAUGUACACAGAGGGAGGUGCAGGCGCCAUUAACUCCCCAGAGUCAUUUCUUCCGCUACUUGUUUUAUUGUAUUUUAUUUUCUGCUUGAAUUGGUUAGUUAGGCACUUAAAAGAAGAAAAAGCGACUGAAGAUCACUGUGAGGAAUAAGAUGUCGCUCUUUUUUAAUCGUUGUAAGAACAUCGGCGUUUUUUGUUUGUUUGUUUGUUUGUUUUUGUUUGGGCUUUUGGUCUGAGAUUCUUCCUCUUUCACAAGCUCCGGGUCUGGUAAUAUGAGCAGACCGGUUCGCGGAGCCAGCAGGGGAAAUGAUUGAGGCUUAAAGGGAGAGCGUCUAAUCAAAAACUGAGGUCAUAUGAUCUUGCGCGUGCGAGAGCGGAGUGUAUGUUUAAUUCCAUUUCCUUAUCCGGGGGUCCGUCCAAGAUGCGUGCAAUUGGCUGCUUUCCGUCACGUGGAAUCCCAACUUUGUUCACUUGACAGAAAAGAAGGAGGGUUUAAGUGAACAGGAAUAACCGAAGACUAAAGGGAUGACAUAUAAAUUUUAGUUAUAUUUCAUUUCAAGCCGGUGCAAUUUCAGAAAAAGACUGAAAUUAAUGGCCAUGAGCUCCUAUUUGAUCAACUCCAACUAUGUGGAUCCGAAGUUCCCACCCUGCGAGGAAUACUCACAAAGCGACUAUUUGCCCAGUCACUCCCCGGACUAUUACGGCUCCCAGAGGCAGGACCCUGCCGCUUUCCGGCCAGACUCUGUCUACCACAAUGAGCACAACCCGGCUCAUCACCAACACCGACUCGAGCCGCCGUACACGCCGUGCCAGCGUGCACCACAACCCGCUUCAGAAGUGACGUCCCCCCAGGGUCCCACUGUUCUCCCCACCGGGCUGCACACCACCCCUGUGUCGGAGCAGAGCCACCGCUGUGACUCGGUAACACCGAGCCCGCCUCCACCUCCACCCUGCGGUCAAACGCCUCGCAGCCAAAGCGCUUCUUCCCCCGCCAGCAGCCGGAAGGACCCGGUGGUGUAUCCGUGGAUGAAGAAGGUGCAUGUAAACAUCGUAAAUUCCAGCUACUCUGGUGGAGAACCUAAACGCUCUCGGACGGCCUAUACGCGCCAACAGGUUCUGGAGCUAGAGAAGGAGUUCCACUACAACCGCUAUCUGACACGCAGGCGUAGAGUGGAGAUUGCGCACACUUUGUGUCUGUCAGAGCGGCAGAUAAAGAUCUGGUUCCAGAACCGGAGGAUGAAAUGGAAGAAGGACCACAAGCUGCCCAACACGAAAGUCCGCUCCGGGACUAACAGCAUCACAAGCUCUCAGACUGUGUCCGCGUCUCAGAACCGCUCUUCCGGGCCUCUAUAGCACGGCUCUUUGAGCUGUGGCCGUCCGUAUUCUCCCGUUUUCACACUGGAGGCUGAAGAUGUGGUGAAACAAACUCUCCGGAAUGUGCACUUUGGACCAGAGUAAAAACUUAACGUUUGAAAUGAGGACCAACUCCACUCGUGGCAGACCACAGGGCCCGGACUGCUCCGUAACAAACCUGUGACUUUGUGUGUGGGGGUUUUGUGGGAGGUCUGGUUGUAAAAUCUGACUUCAAGAAUCCAAAAGGGAGGCAUGUGUUAGAAUUAAAAACACAGAGCUACACAGUUCGUCGAAUAGAUUUCCGUGAAUCCUAACAUCUUCUCUGUACUUUUUCUCCUCUUUAAAUACUUCUGCCGUCUAGACAGAGCCACCCACCUACCAUAUUUUGCUUAGAGCGGUGUGUGUGUGUGUGUGCUUUUAACACGCUUUCUUUUAGCUUUUUUUCUUUUGAGAACAUCCUAGCUUCUAUGUUUAAUCACACCAAACCUGAGAGCCAUUCUUCAUGUUUUCUGUGUGGGGUACAAAGCGAAUGGGUGAACCGCGCGGCUCUGCCCAGAACCCCGCCCUCUCAGACCACUACCCCCUCACACACUUGUAAAAAAUGGAACUGUCGUUUCUGCCAUAGCCCCCCCCUCCCCCCCUCCCCCCCACACACACACACACACACAAAUAUGCAUAAAAAGCAGUAGAAAGCAUCAUGUAGCCACGCUCGUACCAGCAGCACUCAAACAGAACCUGGACCCGCCGGUCUGAUUGUUAGUUGCUAUAGUUUGAACUCGGCUUUCCUUUUGUUCUUGAGGGCAGAAUAUAGCUUUUGAACAUGUUAUUAGAGCUAUUUUUGAAGUCAGUAUUGAUUGUAAAGCUGUUCUCUGCGUUGACAUUGCUGCGAGUGAUGCGGAAGGUUUAAGUGGCUCAUGUUCGUAUGUUACUAAGGCUGCAGAGAUACAGAAUUAUUUUCUAGCGCUUAUGAAACAUGGAUGCGGUCAAACGUUUCCCACUGGACAUUAAUGAUCACACCAAAAUCGUACAAAUAGUACAAAACACAGCACUAAAUAAUGUAUCACUUAUUACCUCACGUGUAAAUAUAUAUGAAUAUAAAUAUGUUUUAUGACAUCGUGUUGUCGCUUGCUCGUUGAUGAAGUGACAGGUUUUCAAGCUUUUACUGACAUGAAGAGGUAUAUUUUUUCUUCCAACAAAAGCUCUAUUCUUUUGUUCUAUGUUGGAAUGAAACUGUUUGCAAAUGAUGGAGGUUUUAGGAUACAAGGCGAUAAUUGGCCAAGAAAAAGUGAUUUCUCUUUCUUUUUGUUCGUCAUUUCGUGUUUUUCUGUACAUUGAAUCAUAUUCCUUUUUCUAAAGUGUCUGAUUGUGUUUUUUUUAUUUAUCCGUUCUGAAUUUGCAACAUGUUUUUAAUGCUAUUGUUUUCGUUAUAAUCCAAGUGCCACAGCCGCAAUGAUAGUAUUUGUUGAACCUGUGUUGCCUCCCGGAAAUCUAUAUGUUCCUUUCUCACUUUCCUUAGUGUCAAGUUUUUUUGUAAAUAGCCCAAAAAUAUAAAUAAAUGACUGAACGUGUAA
Xiphophorus maculatus (southern platyfish) is the source of this 4231-nucleotide messenger RNA. RefSeq names its product homeobox protein Hox-B4a-like (gene hoxb4a). Gene Ontology annotation, cellular component: nucleus. The record is from RefSeq and is a predicted model, not a curated record. Lineage: Eukaryota; Metazoa; Chordata; Actinopteri; Cyprinodontiformes; Poeciliidae. Gene Ontology annotation, biological process: embryonic skeletal system morphogenesis; regulation of transcription by RNA polymerase II; anterior/posterior pattern specification. Bases 1899 to 2660 code for a protein of 253 amino acids. The transcript has 2 exons. Gene Ontology annotation, molecular function: DNA-binding transcription factor activity, RNA polymerase II-specific; RNA polymerase II cis-regulatory region sequence-specific DNA binding.